This is a messenger RNA of Neoarius graeffei (lesser salmon catfish), 3543 nucleotides long. RefSeq names its product ER lipid raft associated 1 (gene erlin1). Gene Ontology annotation, molecular function: ubiquitin protein ligase binding; cholesterol binding. NCBI's taxonomy places the organism in Eukaryota, Metazoa, Chordata, Actinopteri, Siluriformes, Ariidae. Gene Ontology annotation, biological process: SREBP signaling pathway. The transcript has 12 exons. The record is from RefSeq and is a predicted model, not a curated record. The coding region runs from base 619 to 1662 and encodes 347 amino acids. Gene Ontology annotation, cellular component: endoplasmic reticulum membrane; endoplasmic reticulum.
ACGGCAUUUAAUAGAAACGGGUUCGGUCCUGAUUUGGAUUAGACAGCUUAUGUGAUUAGAGUGUAGGCAGGGAAGCUAACGAUUAGCUGCUAGCUGUUUGCGUUCAGGGUGUUUUGUCGCUCGCCUGGACGCUGUCAUUUCGGACAUUGUGCUGGAGUUUAUAGACGUGUUUUAACUGCACUUUGCUUUCACACACCCACAGUGAGUGAAUAAUAUCCCCCGUUUAAGCACUAAUCCUCCGAGCUAAUACUGUGCGUGUGACCAUAGUAGCUAGUUGCUAAUUACUCGGCUAGAGGCAGGAAGUAAUCUGAGCUGACUGGCUAUUUAGUGGGCAUUGUGUUUACUCUGUCACUGUGAAGAGAUUGACCAGACAGAAAGCUGUAUGGUUUUCCUUGACCAAAUAUAGCACUGGGUGUCGCUCCUGCACGCCAUUAAAGCCCGAUAGGGAGAUUCUCUCUCUCUCUCUCUCUCUCUCUCUCUCUGUGUCCGUCAGUGUAAUGUAAGAGAAGGUUUACACAGCGACUCCGAUCACUGCAGCUGCUGGCCGAUAAAGUUCUGCAGGGAUCAGAUAAAGCUGAGCCAGGCCGAAUGACCGGCAGGUGAGGGCUGGGAAGAAGGAUGACAAUGGCACAUGUUGGGGCAGUGGUUGCUGCGAUCACUGCUGUGAUGGCCAUUCUGCUUCACUCCUCCAUACACAAGAUUGAAGAAGGCCAUUUAGCAGUUUAUUACAGGGGUGGGGCUUUGCUUACCACUCCUAAUGGCCCUGGCUAUCACAUCAUGCUGCCUUUCAUCACCACCUACAGAUCAGUGCAGACCACGCUGCAAACGGAUGAAAUAAAAAAUGUGCCUUGUGGAACAAGUGGUGGGGUUAUGAUCUAUUUUGAUAGAAUUGAGGUGGUCAACAUGUUGGUGCCAUCAGCAGUGGUGGACAUUGUGAGGAAUUAUACUGCAGAUUAUGACAAGACACUAAUCUUCAACAAAAUCCACCAUGAGCUGAAUCAGUUCUGCAGUGUUCACACACUACAAGAAGUCUACAUCGAGCUGUUUGAUAUAAUUGAUGAAAACCUUAAGACUGCUUUGCAGAAGGAUCUGAAUUCCAUGGCCCCAGGGCUCACUAUCCAGGCAGUUCGUGUCACCAAGCCUAAAAUCCCUGAGGCAAUCCGGAGAAACUUUGAACUGAUGGAAGCUGAAAAGACCAGAUUACUGAUCACAGCUCAGACCCAGAGAGUUGUGGAGAAGGAAGCAGAGACUGAGCGGAAGAAGGCCAUCAUUGAGGCUCAAAAAGUGGCUCAAGUGGCUGAGAUCCAGUACAAACAGAAAGUCAUGGAAAAGGAGACUGAGAAGAAGAUAUCUGAAAUAGAAGAUGCUGCUUUUGUGGCCAGAGAGAAAGCUAAAGCAGAUGCUGAGUACUACACAGCAGCAAAGUUUGCUGAAGCCAACAGGUUGAAGCUGACACCAGAGUAUCUGGAGCUCAUGAAAUAUCAGGCCAUCGCUGCCAACAGCAAGAUCUACUUUGGUCAGGACAUUCCCAACAUGUUUGUCGACAACAGUGCCUCUCCCUCAACCAAAGGGGCUGACUCAUCAGAGCAGCUGGAGUCUUUAACCCAGCCUGAGAAAUCCAGGAAAGUAACUGGGUUAAAAGCAAACGCAGAGCGCCACUGAGAGGCCCACGGCUUCUCCUUUGUCGCUGUCUGAGGCUGGGAGUGCUUGCGUGGCGUGAUGGCCUAGAUAGGUUUCUGCUGAGGGCUCUAAACUAACUACAGUUGGUCAUCUGUCUUGAGGGCACUGAUCAACAAAGAGGCUGUGUUUUACUAUCACAGGCCUGUGGCAGGGCUCAAAUGGUUUAACAAAAGACUGAGCUCUAGAAAGUGUGCUAAUGAAUCAGUGAUGCUGCUGUGAUCACAUGGCAUGUGUCCCACCUUUACUUCCUUUUUGCCCUUUGUGUGUUGUGGAUUGAUGUGUGGAAAAAUUUGCAUUUUGUCUGAAUAACUGGAAUUAUAAGGCUUCAUGCUAAUUGAGACGGGGAAAAUGGACUAUGCAGCUACAAGAGGUUUUUUUUUUUUUUUUUGGCCGCCAAAAGUUAGCUUGUCUUUCAUAACACUGAAGUCUUAAGUCCCACCUCGUCUACAAAAGCAGUCUUGGAACACCUUCAGUGUGACUGUAGGCCCAUAUUAAACACAUGGUGUUAAUCAGUGAAUUGAUAUUGCGUUGAACUGAUGUGUACAGUUUUUACAUUUGGUUUAGUUGGUUCUGUGUAUGAAAGUUUUUGCAUUGUUUUCACCUGUACUCUUUUGGGAAUUUACAGGUUGGCGUAAACAUUGUCUGUAGCAGUGGUUGGCUUUGUUCCUAUGAUUGUUGAAUUGCGUGAAACGUUAGAAGCUUGCAUUCAGUUCAUUUUCACAGCAUGGGCUCAGGAACCCAACAUGUCAAUUGAACAUGAUUUCAUUUAGUCUUUCUUUGCUUUCACAACAUGACCCCCAGUAGGAAACUACAAAGGGAAUUUAAAUAAGGGCUUUUUGCAUCUGGAAAAAAAACUAAGGAAACUAAUGAAGGGCUAUGAAAUAAAUCUUUCAGUAAAAUUUGUUUGUACCAGUCAGUAGACUUAUUAGAGCUGUUAAUGAGGUAAAGAACACCUUCAAUUCACAUUUGCUAUUACGUUCUUCACCACUAGGGGGAGCGUGGGUUCAUUUAGUAUAGACUGGAGGGGAAAUUGCAGGAGUCUGAAGUACAAAACUUUCAGCUUUUAGAUUUAGAUUCUGUCUGUCUUGGCUUCCCGUGUGAGUAAAUCGUAUGCAUUUUUAAUGAAACGUAAGCACUUGGUGGCUACAGCUAUAUAUAGGUGCUAAUUCUCAGGAAAGAGAUGCAUGAUGAGUUUACCAAAAGUAUCUUCAAGUCUUUUACAUUUGAGGGUUUCGGGACUUUCUGUCUGAAUUAGUCUAACUUGGCUCUGCUUUUAGGACCUUUCUCCCUCUCUUCAUUUGAAAGGAGCCUUUCUUAAAUGAUUCAUCAGGCCUGUAAUGGCCUUCAGAUGUGUAAUGCCCUUUUUGUUCAUUUCUUCUGCAUUCAGCCUGUUUUUUUUUCCUCUGUUGGUGUGGGUUGGAUCAAAGAGCUGAGGAUUCGUCCAGUCUCUGUCAUUAAAUCCACCAUAAGUGUUUGCCGUUCAUGUGGGCUUCCUUCUCUGCUGUAUCUAACCCCCCCCCCCCCCCCCCCCCCCCCCCCCGUGAUUUUAAAGUACAUGUACCUAAAGGUUGGGGUAGGGUUCAUGAAAUGUGUAACUAACAAUUUUAAGGGAAAAAUGCAUUAAUUGAUGUAAUUAAAUGUGUAAUGAACAUGAAAUCAGUAUGCUUUGGAAUCUAAUUGCUAGUGGUGGAACUGAUUCCCUGUACUGGUUCUUUAGAAUGGAUGAAAUGAAACUAGUCUGUGAAUGUGACUUUUUAUACGUAUGCAUAAGUUGAAUUCUUGAUUUCCCAACAUUUAUAUGCAAAAUUUGUAACAUUUUGACAGCUCAAUUCUCUAAAAUAAAACUUAUUUUGAUACCACCAA